Molecule: messenger RNA, 5308 nt
Organism: Fukomys damarensis (Damara mole-rat)
Lineage: Eukaryota; Metazoa; Chordata; Mammalia; Rodentia; Bathyergidae
Gene: Xrra1
Product: X-ray radiation resistance associated 1
Exons: 19
Coding region: 308-2707 (799 amino acids)
Cellular component (GO): nucleus
Molecular function (GO): protein binding
Source: RefSeq, a predicted model, not a curated record
AGCGGAAGUGGUCGCGGGGCUUGCCGGGAUUUGUAGUUAGACGCUCCGAUGGCCGGUUGCGGAGUACACGGCCAAUUUAGGCGUCCCCGUUACUAAGGAGUAGGUGGGGAAGAUAGUGGCAAACACCACAGUGGAGCGGCUCCGAGAUCCCCGGGAGGUUCGCAGGUGCUCAUCCUGCCUGACCCGCAAGUCGCCUCGGCGGACUGCUCGGAGGCGGAAGCGACGCCAGAGGCAGGUCAAGAAACAGGUCAAGAAACAGAAGAAAAAGGACACCAAGAGGCUAUUCUCAAAGUCAAAGAUCAAGGAGAUGGCCUCCUCAGGAGUCUACAAGCUGGAUAAUGGGAAGCCUUACCUGAACAACUGCUUUCCAGCCAAAAAUCUGCUUCAAAUGCCGGAAGGAGGGAGGGGGCAUUGGCUAGUGGCUCGGAAAGGUAACCUCAAGAAGAAGUCCCAAGGUGUGGUUGCAGUACCCUCCGCGGGUCAAGAAAGCCAGAAGAAGGUUUGUUUUGAGGUUGGAAAGAAGAAACUGUCACAUCAGAAAAUCCAAGCAGACAUUCCUGGACACAUCCUGGACCGUGCUUUUCUGCUAAAGCACCACUGUGUGAGGAAACCAUCAGACCUAUGCACCAUCAAUGUGAGCGGCCUGAAGUUCUCCAAGGCAAAGGAGAAGGACUUCAAGCACUUUCAUUCUGUGAUUUAUAUCAAUGCCUCAGAAAAUCUGCUGCCUCUAGAGAUAUUCCAUACAUUUCCAGCCUUAAAGGAACUGGAGCUUGCAUUCAGUGGCAUCAAGACAGUCUACAUGAAGUAUGGAGACUUUAAGUCAUUGGAAUUCUUGGACCUUUCCUUCAACAGCCUGACUGCAGAGGCCAUCUCUGACCUGGGGAUUCUGCCACACCUCCGCGUCCUGCUCCUCACGGGCAAUGGGCUCACAUCCCUACCACCCAACUUGGCUGUCACAGAACAGGAGGCAUCCGUCUCAUCGUUGACAAACAAGAGGUAUAUCCUGAGGUUCCCAGCACUGGAGACACUGAUGCUGGAUGACAACAAACUCUCCAACCCCAACUGUUUUGCCAGCCUGGCCGGGCUCAGGAGACUGAAGAAGUUAAGCUUGGAUCAAAACAGGAUUUUCCGGAUCCCAUACCUACAGCAGGUUCAGCUCCGUGAUUGGUCAGGGGACUGGGUUGGAGGCAGGGCAAGUCCUCAGAAAGAGCCCCAGUCCAUGCUGCAACCCAGCUCGUGGAUGUAUGAGGCCUCAGACGACCAGCCCAACUAUACCAUUCUGCCCAUGAAGAAGGAUGUUGACCGGACAGAAGUUGUGUUCUUAUCUUACCCGGGAUUUUCAACCUCAGAGACAACCAAGGUAUGUUCACUUCCUCCCAUAUUUGAGAUUCUUCCUGUGAAGUCACUGAAGGCCAGGAACCAGACACUGGCUCCUCCCUUCCCGGAGCUGAGAUACCUUAGCCUGGCCUACAACAAGAUUGCGAAGGAGGAUGCCCUCCUGCCCAUAGCUCUCUUUCCAUCCCUCUGUGAACUCAUCUUUCAUAACAACCCUCUGGUGGCCCACACACGAGGGGUUCCUCCACUGCUAAAGAGCUUCCUCCAGGAGCGACUGGGGAUCCACUUAAUUCGAAGGAAAGUAGUAAAGGCUAAGCAUCGGAUUCUGAUACCUCAGAAGGAGUCACGGAAGGUGAAAACACAAGUCCCCAAGGUGCCAAAGCAGCCUCUGUUGCUCCAUCACCCACCUUUGACCACCAUCCAGUCUCCCUCCUGGAAUCUGUUAGAACCAGAGGCAGGGCUGGCUGAAGAGCUGCCCCCCGUCAGAAGCACUUCUGUGGAGACACAUCCGCACAUCGAGGGCCCGGAAGGCCUUAACCUGUCCAGUCGGAGCUUUGUGCCGCUGGCUCCUAUCAGCUCUAACUCCACAGUGCACAGUGAAGAGACCAUGUCCCGUCCGGGGAAAACAGCUGGCUGCCUCAGCCCAGAGCACCGAUCAGAUGAGGACACCAAGAGCACAGAGUCUAUCUUCUUGACCCAGGUGAGUGAGCUGCCUUCCUUCAUCACCCGUGUGGGUGAUAUAGAGGUAAAGGAGAAAGACCAAAGGAGACUGGUAACAGUACCUUCCAAGGUAAAGACUCAGAGGAAGCUCCCAUCUUCCUCCAUUCCCAGCAAGUACCAUGGAUAUGAGGAACUGCUGACAACCAAACCUGAUCCAGCCUUUGUUGAGCCAAAAGGCAUCCAGAAGAAUGCACAAGCCCUGCAGCAGAUGCUCAAGCACCCACUCAUCUACCGCUCCUCCAAGCCCAAGCUGGACUCUUUUCAGAAGCACUAUGUUCCCAGGGAGAAGAAGCCCCCGAGGAUUCCUGUUCCACCCCCACGGAAAACUCGAGCCGAGCUGCUGGAUGACAUCCUCGUUCGAAUGCAGGAUCCCCGGAACAUUACAGAGGCUCCACUAGGCUCCGUGCUGCACGGGCAGGCAGAGCCAAGGCUCGUGAACCGUAGGCAGUACCUGGAGGCCAAGCGGCUGCUCAAAGAGUUCCAGGCGCGCUACCGGCGGCUGGUGCGCGGCUCUCUGCGGACUGUGUUUGGGGCCACUCCACCGACCCCAGCCCUGCAGGCGCCCGGCGAGAGCUCACCCAAGUUUGGCCGCUUCCUUGAGUUCAUGGAUGAGUUCUGCCAGGAGCCCAUAUCCAGUGACUCAAAAACCUAGAGCUGCACGUGAGUCGUAUGUGCUGCCUGGCCAGCAUCCCCAUCCUCCCCAAGGCCUCUGCACCCCUGAACGUGCCCAGCUGGGUCCUGAGCGGGCCUCCGAGCUUGCCUUGACCUUGCUCACUGGUCGCAGAGUGGGGGGCUUGUCAGGACCUCUCCACUGGCCCAGCAGCAAUAAAGAGUGAGUACUUAGAGCUGCUGAGUGGGCGCCAGGCAUUCUUCCUUGAAAGCCGGGCCAGGACCACAGCGACAUUGUCACAUUGGAGAGAAGUCCUUGCUGGUGCAUUCAUCUCACAGGUCCUGUGGGAAACUCAGUGGAAUCGUGCAUAAACAGCUGUGAAAAGUGUUAGGUCAGAAAUGGGAUGGGAACAGUAGCAGCACAGAAUCUAAGGUGCAGAAGGUAAUGAUUUUUGCCCACGGGCUGUACCACACAGGGAGGCAAAACCAAGGUCUAUAGUACCCUGAAAUGUGCUUUUUCUGUUGGGCAGCUUUUUCCAUGGUAAUGAGAAAGAGGAGAUUGAGUGGUCCCUUAUUAGAUGGCCACAGUCACAAAGGUGGGACAAGCAGGGAGGGUUUAUGUGGAGUUUCCCAGGGCCCUUCCUGUAAUCCAAGACACAAGCUAAAGAUACAGAAGCAAACACGUAGGCUGAGCCUCCAAAACACACCUUGGGGCUGUGCAAAGUCACAGGGGCUUCCAGUAAGUAAACAGUUGUGAAAAGGUGGGCUGUGGAGUUGCCCCAUGCUUGAUGUAUGCUUAGUAGGCAGCAGCACCUGUAUGGAGAAGGCCUGUAUUCCAGGGAUGAUGCUGGGUAUGACCUAGUCACAUAGGCAACCCAUUCUCCUCUCCUGGGGAUGCCUAUAAUUCAGACCUUGGUAGCAGGUCUGCAGUUCCCAGCGUCUAAGAAGCAGUGGCACAAGAAUUAAGGAUCCUCCACAAGGCAGUUCCCCACUACCUAAACUGUAACUAAAUAUUUGCAUACUAUUGUACUCAACCACAGUCUCACAAGUGUAGCCAGUUAAAUAAAUGUUUCUACUCAGCUAUGCCCCUCCCACACAGAUUCCUCAUUACAGCAUGCUACACGGGUCACACCAAGUGACAAAAUGUGUAUCUCUUGAUACAGGCACCUGAACAGAUGCAGGUAAUAUACUGUAAGUCCCAACAGCAGCCUAUGCACAGGAAUGUUGCUGACCAGCUAGAAUUUCCCGCGGCCCCGAACUGCCCUUCCACACUGUCACACUCACCAGGUUCCAGUUCUGAGCGCUACCUGGACUGUAUUUUCAGCCAUAAAUUCUAUCAAACCAUAGGCUUGCAGGCCCACAAGGCUCCUGAGCAAGUCCAUCCCAAAGUCAAGGAAGGCAGCUUCAGAACUCCCUAGUAGUUGAGAUACUGUGUAUACAUCUAGUGACUGGGAGCUUGUUCCCCACAAAAGGCUGUCCUUUCCUUUGUUGGGAAAGCUGUUCCUUUGUUGUUCAAGCCACUGAGCUGUACUGCCUAUGUGCCUCAGUGGUCCUAGUUCUUUUUCAGCCAAAAGUAUAUGUGCUGUCUGCCCACCCAAGUCAACAUUUCAUUAACGUGAGAAUAUCCUGAAGGGGAACACUUUGGCCAAACACUACUUUCUCAGUUAAGGAUAAAUAAAUUGGUUGCUUCUAGACUUGCUGAGAUUCUGCUGCUCAUUCCAAAUUUCUGAUCUGAUUAGCUUUCUCAUCAUGGAGGCUGUAGCAAGUGGUAGAUUUUCCCCUCAUACAUAAUCAAAUGCUAUCAGAAAGGACUGCCAAGAAGGAAGCCAGUAUCCAGUGACUGCCCCUUCUCUAGGAAGACCUGACAAGACCAUGUGGUACUCUUUCUUACACAUCCUUUCAGCUGUAGCUCAGGUGUUCUUUAGUCUUUCCAAACUGAACUGUUUUUCUGGUCAUGGAUCUAAGACACCAGUGAGCACUCUAGGAGUGACAUGUGGCCAAAAGAGAGGUGAAGUAAUGCAAAUUGUGUCUCACAUCCCUGCUGCCUUAGAAUGCCUCCCUCCUCUACAAUGGGUGCAGAGACAAGACUGUGUGGUCUCUAUCCCUGCCAGUCCCAGCCCAGGCAGCAGAGUGGGGUGUAUGGGUGUCUAUCCCAGAAAACAACUGGAACACACUGUCAACCAAGGAUAGUUGUAGAGGGUGGGAUCACUCUAAGGUUGGCUUAGGCCAAGACAGAAAAAGCAGUUAGCAGCUUUGGGUAUCAGAGGCUUCUAGAUUAUGAAGAACUGUUCAGUCUAGAGUUUCCACCUGCAAAUGAGGACCAUUGCAUCUAUCAUACCUAGCUGUAAGGAAUUUAAUGAGUGGCACACAGAGUAGUUUGUUAGUUUAGGGACUAAGAGACAACCAAGUACUGUUAUCUCAUUUCCAACUAACUGCAAUGUUUAUUUCAGCCAGCUUUCUUUUGAAGGUCUUGGGCCAGAUUAUUUCAAAGGUCUUUCAAGUGCUAGUUUACCACAUAUGAUAUUUACUCCUAAAAGUCUUCCAGAUCAAUUUCUCAACUUUAGAUAGAAAAGGAAUACAUGCAUUCUUGUUGGAUGAAAAACUGAUGCUGAGUAUUUUGAAUCCCUGAACAAUUGUUCCCCCA